Messenger RNA from Phoenix dactylifera (date palm), 769 nucleotides. RefSeq lists its product as uncharacterized. The record is from RefSeq and is a predicted model, not a curated record. Gene Ontology annotation, biological process: mRNA splicing, via spliceosome. Gene Ontology annotation, cellular component: precatalytic spliceosome; U2 snRNP. NCBI's taxonomy places the organism in Eukaryota, Viridiplantae, Streptophyta, Magnoliopsida, Arecales, Arecaceae.
GCGUCGGGCAAGCUGGCUGAGAGCGAUCCCCUUCCAAGCUCGAGAGCGGAUUUCCAGCGAGAACCAUGCAGGCCAGCGACAGGUUUAACAUUAAUUCUCAGCUUGAGCAUCUUCAGGCUAAGUAUGUUGGUACAGGGCAUGCUGACUUGAAUAGAUUUGAAUGGGCAGUAAACAUCCAACGUGAUAGUUAUGCAUCAUAUAUUGGCCACUACCCCCUCUUGGCAUAUUUCGCCAUUGCUGAAAAUGAAUCCAUUGGAAGAGAACGCUACAAUUUUAUGCAGAAAAUGCUGUUGCCUUGUGGGCUUCCUCCCGAGAGAGAAGAGGAUUGAAGUAUUUUCGAAGCAAGCACUGCAGCAAAUACUCUUCCAUCGUAUAUUAGCUUUGUUUGAAAGAGGAGGAGAAAGCAUUAUUAUUGCAUCUAUAUCGAACAUGAUGACAAUGUCUUUUUAGUGGACUCUUGGGUUUACAUGAGGGAUGUGGACUUCAGAUAGUCUGUACUCGUUUAGGUGGCACUUUGUUUUGCUUCUGUUAGGAUUUCUGGUGAACCUGUUUCAGUGAGAUGGUUAAGUUUGCUUGGUUUUAAAUGCUAUAAACGUUAGGUCUUGAUUGUGUACGCAGCAUGGCGUUUUUAUUUAAGCAGGUAAGCCAUUGAGAACAAUUUUUAACAGUUUUUUGUGUGAUGGUUGAGGAAGAACUCUGUGCUCUGCUCGGCUCCUUGAAAAUAUUGUCAAGCAAUACUUGCUGGACGUAGGUACUAUGCAUUGCUCCA